UUUGACUUGUAGCGUCACUUCAAGGGAGAACUCCGCGUAAUCCAAAGCAAAUAAUCAUGUCUUUUACAUGUAGAAGUAUUCACUAUUAAUGUCAUUUGGAUAGUGGAAGCUUAGUGUUUACUUAAAUGUCAAGUCAACUGGAUUCAUCAACAAUGUCUGUUGAUGAAGAGUCAUUCCCUUCUCCACCAGAAGACACCCUUCUUGAUAUUUUUAUACAUUGGUUUUUAGUUUUAGCUGCUAUUAUUCAAGUGAUUUUUAUAUUCUCUGCAAUGUUUUAUUCUAACAACGACACUGGUGUAUCUAGUCAUCCAAAUAUUGUAAAUCGAGGUAAAAAGUUAAAGAAAGCUAAAAAGCACUAGUCGACAAUAUUUUGAAUAACUUAGCAUUUUAAGAAAUUAAUCAUGGCAACUUGAUAUUUCAGGUCAACUUGAUGUAUUUAUGCAUUUAUUCUUGUUUGAUUUAUAUGUGCUAACGUAGUCAUUCUGUGUUUUCUCUUCUAUUUUGUUUGUCUUUCUCUCUUUUCUCCGAACAAGUCUAUUAUGGGUAAUGUUCUUUACUUAUUUUUUACAUCUUUUUUGUAACUAUGUGAUCAUUAUUAUUAUUAUUGAUGAUGUUUAAUGUUAACAUUGCACAACCAUGUCAAAUACUCUGUACUAUCUUUAUUACUGAAAUACAAAA
Trichobilharzia szidati is the source of this 678-nucleotide messenger RNA. Lineage: Eukaryota; Metazoa; Platyhelminthes; Trematoda; Strigeidida; Schistosomatidae. The record is from the annotation of a GenBank genome assembly.